Truncatella angustata is the source of this 3237-nucleotide messenger RNA. RefSeq lists its product as uncharacterized. The transcript has 3 exons. Bases 422 to 2950 code for a protein of 842 amino acids. The record is from RefSeq and is a predicted model, not a curated record. NCBI's taxonomy places the organism in Eukaryota, Fungi, Ascomycota, Sordariomycetes, Amphisphaeriales, Sporocadaceae.
CAUUGACUCAAGUUGCACGCAGUCUAUAAUCGUUCGUGUGGGGUUCGCAGGGCUGGUGGGGCAAGGAGAUUUCAGGGUCUUGUUGACGAAGAUCCCCUCAGAGUACAGGAACAACCAUUCAUUGAGGCACGCAUCCGUAGCUGCUGAGGAACACGAAUCGCCUGAGCCACUGAGCUUGUUGAAAAGCCCAAAAAGAAAAUUUAAAAAAGUGACCCUUAAUGGACCAUUCUUUCUACAUGGCCCGUCCAACGAGGACGAAAGGCAAAGCACUGCAUAUAUUUUCUUUGGAUUCCUUUGCAAUGAACCCUUUCCAUUUUCCAUUCUUCCUUGCCAAUACUUCUUAGUCAUUGCCAAUUUGUUCUCGUACAAAGCUCACUUCAACAUCUUGCUCCUCUGCUACAUAUAGCAAUGAGAGAGUAUCAUGGCUUCUCCUGGUGGUAACGUUUUACCAUUUCACCCGCAAACCAAAAUCUACCUUGCUGGAGUAGCAGUUGUUCUUUUCGUAAGCUUCUGCUUCUCUACAUGCCUAAAACAUAAAAGCGCUCCGAAUCACGAUGAGAAGCCAACUUUUUUUCGAGCUUUGUGGCUUUUCGCCUACUCGUGUUUUCUAAAGCCCCAUAAUGGCAAUGAGGAGGGAAACCAACAGGAUGCUCUUGAGAGCUUCUACAAGACCCAAGCUGGUGCUUAUGACGUUACCAGAGGAGCACUUCUCAAGGGCCGUGAAGACAUGUUGGCCCUAGUAGCAGCUCAGCUCCAAUACAGAGCUACAAACGAUGGCAAGGUUAUAAAAGAUAAGAGGAGGAUUUGGGUUGAUGUCGGUGGUGGAACUGGUUUUAAUAUUGAAGCGAUGGGACAAUUCGUUGACGUGCCUCGCUUCUUCUCCAGUGUUUAUCUCGUUGAUUUCUCACCGUCAUUGUGCGAGGUAGCCCGCAAGCGCUUUAUGCGUCUAGGCUGGACUAAUGUGAAAGUUAUCUGCCAAGAUGCGAGGAAGUUCCGCCUCGAGGACCAUGAACUAGCCUUCGACGGCGGCCGUACCCCUGGUUCGCCUCACGCUGGUUACUUUUCACAGAAACGCCCUGACCAAGGUGGCGUCCAUCUGAUCACCAUGUCUUACAGCUUAUCAAUGAUUCCGGACUACUAUUCAGUUAUCGACGCCCUUCCGUCGCUUUUAGCACCCGAUGGUAUCAUGGGUGUUGUUGAUUUUUAUGUACAGUCUAAAGUUGAUGUUAGUUUUCGCAACUACACUGGCGGCUUAAUCAACCGCCAUACCAACUUCCUCCAACGCACAUUCUGGCGUGCGUGGUUUGACAUUGAUCGCGUCGCACUUGAGCCAGGACGACGAGACUACUUGGAAUACCGGUUUGGUACUGUGUUAAACGUGAACAGUCGAAACUACACUCUCGGUCGCAUCCCUUAUUAUGUCUGGUUGGGCUGCCAUAAGACACCCAUGUCAUCCGCUCUACCACACGAAAUUGUGGAAAAGGUCGAUGCUCUUGUCACCGAGUCCCCGUAUCUACAUCCGAAGAACCACUCGAACGCCCUGUCGCGUGCUGUGGAGAGAGCGGCCCCUGAAAUCCGCUCCAAAGCAUUUGAUGCUGCUGUUGUCAACCUGUCUGCCAACCUACCUCUGCCGUCAUUCUUCUACCAAAACCAUCACUGGAGAAUCUACUACGAUGAUCAGCUCAAAAAACACACUCAAUUCAACGAUGAAUACAUCUAUGCUUUCACCUGGGAAGACACUCGUGUGGAUGAACGCAUUCUCAACCUCAAGUCAGAUGAUGUCGUUCUGGCUAUCUGCAGUGCAGGAGACAACAUCCUGUCUUAUGCACUCCAAAGCCCAGCAAGAAUUCAUGCUGUCGACUUGAAUCCAACCCAGUGCCAUCUACUCGAGUUGAAGGUUGCUGCAUACUCGUCUCUGCCGUAUGAGGACUUUUGGAAGAUAUUUGGUGACGGAAAGCACCCGAACUUCCGCUCACUGCUCAUUACGAAGAUGUCACCUCACCUCUCAAGUCGUGCGUUCCAGUACUGGCUUGAAAACCACCACGUCUUGUCCAAAUCAAAGACAGGCCUUUACGACACUGGAGGUUCAAAGCAUGGCAUCCGUAUCUUCCGAUGGAUCACGCGUGUCUUUGGCUGCCGAAGUGCCGUAAAGGAUCUUCUCUCUGCCAAAACAUUGAACGAGCAGCGGGAAAUCUGGCGCCACAGAAUCCGCCCCGCGCUUCUUUCGCGGUUGGUGUCGAAGUUCGUCGUUAGUCAGGAAUCCUUCCUAUGGACCGCUCUCGGAGUGCCCAAGAACCAAUUGGCCAUCAUCGAGUCCGAUCACGCCGAGUCUGAGGCUGUGUGUGCUCCCCAGCCAACAGCCAAGAAUACCAGAUCGCACGCUAUCUGGCAAUUCAUGGUUGACACGCUUGAUCCUAUGGUCGAGUCCACUCAUAUUGCGGCGGACAACCCAUAUUACUACAUUUGUCUUGACGGCAAAUUCUCCCGUCACUGCCACCCGGACUAUCUAUCCAAGCAGGCGCACGCACGGCUAUCACGGCCCAAUGCAUUCGACGGUCUCCGCAUUCAUACUGAUGAGAUCGAUGAAGUAAUCGCACGUAUCCAGCCAGGCACACUCACAGUCGCAGUGGUCAUGGACAGUAUGGAUUGGUUCGACCCAGGCUCGACCGCUGCCGUGGCACAGAUCACAAAGCUCAACCGUGCUCUUAAGAUGGGAGGGCGCGUUAUGCUCCGCUCUGCCGGCCUCAAACCCUGGUACAUCAAGCAAUUCGAAAGUCAUGGCUUUGCCGCCAAAUGUAUGGGCUCCAGAAAGGGUGGUUUGUGCAUUGACCGUGUCAACAUGUAUGCAAGCUGUUGGAUCAUGACCAAGAACGAGAAUCUUGCGCCACCGACUCCGGGUCCAGAGGCAGAUGUGGACGGCGGUUCAGAAUUAACAGAGUUGGUGAUCUAAUGAUUGGUCAGUGGUUGACACAGGUCGACUCUCACAAAAAAUGCGGAGAGAAUUGGAUGACAUGAGUGUACGAAUGCGGAACCAAAAGCUUUGGGGGGAAACAGGGUGGCUAACAACCACGGUCAGUGAUAAUGGAAGAAGACAGGGCAGCGAAUUAAAGGAGUGACGAAACUGUCAAAUAUGCGAUACGCAGUAACAGGACACUCAUUAGCUAUAAACCUAGCGCAAGGAAUACACACGAAAAUCCAUUGAACCGUGACGACUUUCCUAAACCCAACUAUUUUUAG